Molecule: messenger RNA, 2010 nt
Organism: Canariomyces notabilis
Lineage: Eukaryota; Fungi; Ascomycota; Sordariomycetes; Sordariales; Chaetomiaceae
Product: P-loop containing nucleoside triphosphate hydrolase protein
Exons: 2
Coding region: 1-2010 (669 amino acids)
Molecular function (GO): DNA binding; hydrolase activity; ATP binding
Source: RefSeq, a predicted model, not a curated record
AUGGAGAGACUGGUUCCACGAGUGCUUCCACUUCGGCCUGGGUGGCCCGUAAAAAGAGUGCCGUCAAAAUUGCGGCCAUGUCUCUUGCCAACUCGCACAAGUCUUGCCACACGCUUGACUCACAGCCUGCCUCAGCGCUCCCAGGGGCUUCAGUUGCGUGACUAUCAGGAAGAAUGCAUCCAGUCCGUGCUGAAGUCUCUGGAGAAUGGCAGCAAACGUCUUGGUGUUUCGCUGGCUACGGGCAGCGGCAAGACGGUCAUAUUCACUCAGCUCAUCGGUCGGGUCAGUCCGCUAUCCGAGACGGCAACCCAGACUCUGAUUCUCGCUCACAGGCGGGAGCUCGUGGAGCAAGCCGCACGCCACUGUUCCCUGGCCUACCCGGAUAAGACCAUCGAACUCGAGCUUGGCAAGUUGUCAGCCUCCGGCACUGCUGAUAUCACCGUUGCCAGCCUGCAGAGCAUCACCUCGCGAGACCGCCUACUCAAAUUUGACCCUGGCAGGUUCAAAUUGAUCUUGGUCGACGAAGCCCACCACAUUGUUGCUCCAGGCUACCUGAGAGUUCUCGAUCAUUUCGGCCUGAAGACCAAGCAGCCAUGCUCGCCGCACCUGGUUGGCGUUUCUGCCACAUUUUCUCGGUUCGACGGUCUUAGGCUGGGGGCGGCUAUUGACGAGAUAGUGUACCACAAGGACUAUGUGGACAUGAUUGGGGACAAAUGGCUAUGCGACGUCAUCUUCACCACCGUCGAGAGCAAGGCGGAUCUUUCCAAGGUCAACAGGAAAGGAAUAGGGGGCAGUGGUGAGUUCGACACCGAGUCCCUGUCCCGCGCCGUCAACACGGUCGAGCUCAACGACAUUGUCGUUCGGUCCUGGUUUGCCAAGGCUGCUGGAAGGAAAUCGACCCUGGUGUUCUGCGUUGACUUGAAUCACGUCUCCGCUCUAACCCAAAGAUUUCGUCACUACGGUGUUGACGCCCGGUUUGUCACCGGUGACACGCCCGCUCGCGAGAGGGCCGAGCGUCUAGACGCCUUCAAAAGGGGCGAAUAUCCCGUCUUGGUUAACUGCGGUGUCUUCACCGAGGGCACUGAUAUUCCCAACAUUGACUGCAUUGUGUUAGCCAGGCCCACACGGUCCCGGAAUCUGCUUAUCCAGAUGAUUGGACGUGGCAUGAGACUCCAUCCCGGCAAGACCAACUGCCACAUUAUCGACAUGGUUGCCGGACUCGAGACUGGCAUUGUCACCACUCCCACUUUGUUCGGGCUGGACCCCAAUGAGAUUGUGAGCGAAGCCACGGGUGUGAAUAUGCAAGAACUGCGCCAACGUCGAGACGCCGAGAAAGCGAGAGCUGCCCAAGUCAUAGAGAGUAGCCCAACCACCGAGCCGACAAGGCGCUCUUAUAACAUCACCUUCACCGAAUACGACUCUGUCUUCGAUCUGAUCGCUGAUACGUCCGGGGAAAAACACAUCCGCUCCAUUAGCCAACUUGCUUGGGUACAGGUUGCGCCGGAACGCUAUAUCCUCUCGACCGGUGCUUCAGGAACAUUUUUGAAGUUGGAGAAGGUUGCCCAUGCAGAGCCAGACGACCCGCAGUAUAAAGCAUGGGAAGUUAGGGCAUUGCCACCUGGAGUGUCAAAAUCGCCCUUUGCAGCGCCGCGCGAGAUUCUGAGUGCAUCAACAUUUGCGGACGCCGUGCAUGGUUCUGACAAGUAUGCGGAAGAACACUAUCCGUUCUCCAUCGUCUCCACAAGAAUGGCGUGGAGAAAGGGGCCAGCGACGGAAGGACAGCUAGAAUUCUUGAACAAGUUCAGACCGGCAGACGAUAAACUCGGACCAGGAGACGUGACGAAGGGUCGGGCGGGCGACAUGAUUACCAAGAUCAAGCAUGGCGCUCGGGGCAGAUUCGCAAGUAUCGAAUCUGUCAAGAAAAGGGAGCAGAGAUUAGCCCUUGCUGCCGAACUGGAUCGCGCGCGGAGACUUAGCGAGAGGGUUUCUGUCGGGCCUUUAUCCCCGUGA